GAGUGCCUCGUCUGUUCGGAUUUGGGCAAGUGGCUUAUGCGGUGGGAGCAGGUAGCUCUUCGAUGGAACAGCGUACACGUGCCCAGAUCGAGGCACGAAGAGGUGAAUUGGGAGAACUUCUUUCCCAGCUGCUGGUGGACAUGGAAUUCGCUGUCCCGACCGCAAGAGAACACAUCCGUGGUAAGUUUGACCUUGAAGCGAUCUCUGAUCACUUGGCCAAAGCUACCACGGGUGUAGAGAUGGUGGCGGCAGCAACAGAGAUUCAGAAAGUCAUUGGCCAGUGUCGUGAGAUACUGGACCAAUUCACCAUCCAGCAGUUGGAAGAGAUUGCCCAAUGGAAGGAUACAGUGCCAGAAGUAAAGGUAGAAAGUAUUGAAGAGAACAUACAACAGUUGAAAGAGACACUCGCAAAAGAAGAAAGGAAGUGGGAAGAACUGUUGCAAAGAAAAGAACAGGAAACUAGGUUGCAGCAGAGAAUGGGUAGAGUUCAACAGCACGUUUCCUUAGAUGAAAAAGAUGUUGCUCAGACGCUCGGACAAAUAUUGACGUAUUUGACUUUUCUUGAAGAAAAGUUAGACCAACAGCAAUCUAGAAUGGAUGAAUUCGUUGUUGGCCUUCAUGUCAUUACCAGCAUUGUCAAGGGGAAAGCCCAUAUGCUUGAAAAUGAUGAAGAGAAAAAAGAUAAAGAAAGAAGAGCGGACGUCAAGCCCGAGAAGUUGCUUAUUGGUGGAAUGAAAAAUGGCGACACAACGAAGAAGGAAACGGUAAAAGAAACCGAGAAGAAACCAGAAGAGAAGAAACCCGAAGAGAAGAAACCCGAAGAGAAGAAACCCGAAGAGAAGAAACCUGAUGGGAAUGACAAUGGAGAUGGGAAUGGGAACGGGAAUGGCAAUGGGAAUGGUGGUCCUUCCGGUCCCACUCCCUCUCAGGACAAUGCCAAACCUGCAGAUCCGACUAAGUCAAAGAAAAAGGAAAAGGUGAAGAUGAAAUUGUCUUUUACUUUUUCUAACAAGAAAGAAGAAAGCCUUCCUCUUUGGAUCGCUGAGAUCCAAACCUACGUUGGGACUGCCCCAGUAGAAGAAGAGUCGCAAGUUGCGUUCACCACUUCUUGUAUGGGGGGAGAGGUGAAACAAUGGGUUCUGGCGGAAGCUAAUGCCGCGGGGUUUGACGAUAUAGGUGAUUGGGCGAAGACUAUGACCUUGAAGCAGUUCCUUGCAAAAGUCAAGGACCGCUUUUUGGAGAAGACUACGGCCGAUAAGGCCUUCGACCAACUCACCACGAUAGGACAAAGGUCCUGGUCUUCAGUUGAGUCGUUGUCUCGUGAGGUUGACCGACUGUUGCAGGUUCGCGGUCUUAACCUGCAGGACUCUCGGGUCCUCUACAUUUACUUGUGUGCAUUACCCGAACCAAUCCGAGGGCACUUGGUCGCCGAGGCCAAGUCCGGUAAGUAUAGUUACCGACAGUUCCGCGACCUGGCGUUGCAGUGGGAACAAAUAACUUCGCAAGUCAAAGGUUCCUAUGCUGCUGCCGUAAAGAAUGGGGGAGGAAGCAGUCGGGGAGGCUACGGCAAGCGGGUCAUAUGGUGUCAAAAGCGCCAAGACCACACCCUCGUCGUAUUCGACGACGAUACAAUGGAAAAAUGGCCAUUGGAGAACGAGGGUGGUCGUGAAAGCAACAGUGACCACGGAAAGGGGGAGGUCACCCCUGCGACGGUCAACAAGGGAGGACCGUCAUCGAACACUUGACUGAAGGGAAGACCACGCUCCUUCCCAUACCAUCUUGGGAUUGCGGCCGGCAGA
Molecule: messenger RNA, 1799 nt
Organism: Chara braunii
Lineage: Eukaryota; Viridiplantae; Streptophyta; Charophyceae; Charales; Characeae
Source: the annotation of a GenBank genome assembly